AUGGCUUUGUUUAAAGAUGGGGAUCAUGCUGUUUUGACAUGUCAUGAUCGAACGAAAAUCGUGCAGAUUCGUAAAGAACGUCCGAUAUUUAUCGAUAAAAACAAAAUCUUUCUCGAUCAUUUGAUUGAUGAAUGCGAUGGAACUUAUUUCGAAUUGAAGGAUCGAUAUUUGAGUAAAAUCAAGACCGAUCAAGCUAAAAAUCUCAUUCAGACAGAAGAGACAUCUUCGGAUGCUGCUGGGCAAGACAAUCGAGAUUUAUGUGACGAGGGAACUGCCAACCAAACACUACAACAUGAUGAAAUCGAGCAAAUGAAAUCCGAAGGUGCAUCAGGUCAAACAAUUAUUUCUCAAUUAGUAUCGAAAAGUGCAACAUUCGAAAAGAAGACUGUUUAUUCUCAACAGAAAUAUCUAAACAAGAAAAAGAAGAAAUACAUUCAAAUCUAUCAAGCAUGGAAGCCAAGUAUCCGUCUGUUAUGUCAAGCGUACACGCAUGAUUUACAAAAAAUCAUGUAUUUACGACGUGACACUUUAGCAAUGCUUUUGUCAUUAUCAAAUAUCAGUCAUGAUUCGAAUGUGGCAAUAGUCGAGUCAUGUCAGGGUUUGAUUUUAGCAUCUGUGAUUCAACGCUGUGCGGGAGGUAAUGGAUUGAUAUUCAAUUUGACGCCAGCCGGAGAACAUAAUUCCACUGCUCCUUGUUGUGAUUUUAUGGACUUUUCCGAAGAGUAUACUUCAAAUAUUUACAACAUUCCUAUUGAAAACAUUGGCGAUAUCAAUGCGGUUGAACGUGCUAAUCAAGUGAAACCAUCGAAAGAAGAGCCAAGUGAAAAGAUGUUACAAGCACAAGCACGUCGACAGCGUCGUCUUGAUGGUUUACAACUAUUUGAAAAAACAAAAAUGAAUAGUUUAAUCAUAGCAAUCUAUUCUCAAUCUGUUCAAAGUUUGUUAGAAUGCUAUCAAUAUUUGAAAAAACGUGGCGGAACGAUCCACGUUGAAGUGGCUGAUUCAUGGUUACGAGAAUAUCAGAUUCUCGAUGAACGAACACAUCCAUUCAUUCGUAUGUCUGGUGCAAGUGGGUAUUUGCUCAGUGGGAUGAUUGUUGAAUCCUAA
Adineta ricciae is the source of this 1107-nucleotide messenger RNA. Lineage: Eukaryota; Metazoa; Rotifera; Eurotatoria; Adinetida; Adinetidae. The record is from the annotation of a GenBank genome assembly.